AGAAGCUGUAGCAUGGCCGAUCCACUCGCCAUACAGGCCUCACGGAAAACUCUCAUUGAGGGCAAAGCUGAGGCACGCGCCAAGGCGGCGCAGGUCAUCACCGCCCGCACCUCGCAGCUGUUCAAGGACGUCCCCACCGCCGAGGCGGUCGAGCUCCUCGUGCGCGAUGUUCGCAACGUCGACGAUCACCUGCUGCGCAACACCGCCGCGGUGUACCGCCGGGGUGGUCUGCUCUGUCUGCGGGCCAUCUGUGCUGGCAUACCACCGCACCCGUUGGACAAAAGCCUCGUGGCGAACUUGGUGGACCCGGUGCUGCGCAGCAUGGCGGACGCUGAUCCAAUUGUGCGUAUUGCCGCCGUGGAGGCGUGCUACGACCUGGUGCGUCAGCACGGCACCGAGGCGCUGGCGAUUCGCUUUACCGACCUCUUCACUGCCCUCUCCAUUACCGUCGGCGAUCGCGACAAGCGGGUCUUCUUCCUAGCCGAGGAGGUAUCGUGUGCGCUGAAGGAGGCGGUCAGCCGCAGCGGCGCGGCAGCCAUCGACAUGCCCGUCUUCACCGCCUUCGUGUCCAACACGCUGGGCAACUUCACCUCCUCCUCCGGCAUUUUAAUGUCGGAUGCGACCUCCGCGGUGCCACAGUGGAUUCUCAACUGGCUGCGGUUUGUGAUGGAGCUGCCCGGCUGCCACUUCUCGGCUUCCAUGUCGGCCCUCCUUCGUGUACUUCUCGCCGCCUCCGUCCACGACAACGCGAACGUGUUUGAUGUGUUGCGGGGAUGCCGACGGGAUGUGCUGCGUCACUUUGCUGGUGAGCGCAGCGCGGAUGUGUGUGAGGUGAUGAACACGCUGUUCAGCAGCAUCAACGGCACGUCCUCCGCCCGCACGCGCGUGUUCUGUCUGGAGUGGAUUGGGGAGAUGAUGCCGCUGAGCGUGCACGACGACGUCCUGCAGCGCUACCUGCCGCGGGCGCUGCAGGCGAUUGUACCGCAGCUCGCGUCCAAAGACGCCGCAACGCACGAGGCGGCGGUGACGGCGAACCAGGAGGUGCAGGACGCGCUAGUGUCCAUGGAGGCUGGCGUGACGGCGAGCGUCGCGGAGUCCCUGCUGCGGAGCGUGGGGGAGCUGCUGGGCAGCAGCGUCGGCGAUGAGGCGCAGUUGGGGGUGCUGGAGUGGCUGCUGGUGGUGCACCACCUCGCCCCGCAGUGCACCGAGAAGGCGCUGGACGGCGUGUUGGAGUGCGUCGUCGCGCUGAUCGAUGAGGCCGCCGACAACGUGGCGCAGCGGGCGAUCGAAGUGGCGUGUCUGCUCACCAGCGACGACCGCUUCUCGCAUGUCGUGCGGCUCGUCCUUCAGCGGUUGCUGUCGCACGCCCAAAACGGGUUGUUGCUGUCGCGAUUCCCCACCGUCGUUCGCAAGUUGCACGCGUUCUUCCGCACUCGGCUGGACGCCGACGCGGCGCCAGUUUGUGUGCUCGUCCACUUUGCAGAGGAGCUGGCGGGCGUGGAGGAUCUGCGGCUGGUGAGCAAAGUGGUGCUUUCCCUGCACGCUAUCCUCACUACCUUUCCCGAGUUCGACGACGUGCGGGCGCUGCUGCGUCGUGGGUCGGCAGACGCGGCGGCGUCAAAUUUGUCCGCGUCUCUCCAGCAGUGCUGGCGCUACAACGCAGUGGCGCUGCUCUCGCUGGGACUGAUGUGCCGCCACUACGCCUUGGCGCGGCGCAUCUGUGAAUAUCUCGGCGAGGGCGAGGUGUCCGUCGCGACGUACGUGCAGCUGGACCACCUUGUACAGCAGCUGGAGUCGCCCGCGUUUGCUUUCCUUCGGGUUUCCUUGUUGCGCCCCGCGGCGUGCCCCGCGCUGGUCCAGACGCUUCACGUACUGCUCCUCCUUCUGCCGCAGAGCUCUCCGCACUACGAGCUGUUGUCCCGGCGGCUGCAGCCCACCGCGGCGUUGCUGCGGUUGGAUGAACUCAGCGGUGACACCACUGCCGCUACAGUGUCCCCUGCGCCGCCGGAGUUGAGCGCGGCAGAGUGGACCAGCUUUGUUGCGGCACAGGAACGUUUGCUCGAGUACGAGCAGUCCGCACUGUAA
Molecule: messenger RNA, 2085 nt
Organism: Leptomonas pyrrhocoris
Lineage: Eukaryota; Euglenozoa; Kinetoplastea; Trypanosomatida; Trypanosomatidae
Exons: 1
Coding region: 13-2085 (690 amino acids)
Biological process (GO): phosphatidylinositol biosynthetic process; positive regulation of kinase activity
Cellular component (GO): endosome membrane; PAS complex
Source: RefSeq, a predicted model, not a curated record